Misgurnus anguillicaudatus (oriental weatherfish) is the source of this 3274-nucleotide messenger RNA. It is a transcript of the gene atf2, whose product is annotated as activating transcription factor 2. Gene Ontology annotation, biological process: regulation of DNA-templated transcription. Gene Ontology annotation, molecular function: DNA-binding transcription factor activity. The record is from RefSeq and is a predicted model, not a curated record. NCBI's taxonomy places the organism in Eukaryota, Metazoa, Chordata, Actinopteri, Cypriniformes, Cobitidae.
CUCUGAAAGGUUCAGCCCGCGGGUGAGUAACUACAUCAAUACACAAUAUUUAUAAACAAACAGACUCGUCUUUUUGAGCCUCUGCCUGGCGAAGGAGGUACCAUAUACAACAAAUUCAAACAAAGGUGGCAGAUUGAAGCUGUGAAUAUGAGUGAUGAUAAACCAUUUCUCUGCACUGCUCCUGGCUGUGGACAGAGAUUCACAAAUGAAGACCACCUGGCGGUGCAUAAACACAAACAUGAGAUGACCCUGAGGUUUGGUCCAGCACGCAAUGACAGUGUCAUCAUUGCUGACCAGACACCAACGCCGACCCGCUUUCUCAAGAACUGUGAGGAGGUCGGACUGUUUAAUGAGCUCACCAGCCCGUUUGAGCAUGACUUUAAAAAGGCCACGGAGGAUGACAUUAAAAAGCUGCCCCUGGAUUUGUCUCCUCUAGUGACUCCUGUUGUCCGAAACAAAAUAGAGGAGCACCCAUCUAUUGAGUCUCACAGAGUCAGUCCACUCCCCCACCCUGAGUCUACUACCACUGAUGACAAGGAGGUUUCUUUGCAGCCGACCUUUCUUCCUCCAUCCACUAUAGUCCGUCCUGCUUCACUUCAAGUCCCCAGUGUACUUCUGGCCAGCUCUGAUGCUGGCGUUGUUAUUCAGCAAGCCCUUCCAUCUCCGACAUCUAGCUCUGUUAUAACCCAGGUCCCGUCCUCUAGUAGGCCGAUAGUUCCGGUGUCAGGUACAUUUCCGGUUCUUCUGCAGCUGCCAAAUGGUCAAACCAUGCCAGUCGCCAUCCCGGCCACCAUCGCCAGCUCCAGUGUCCAUAUACCCACUGCCAUUCCUCUGGUCAGACCAGUCACUGUAGUGCCUAGUGUCCCUGGAAUCCCCGGCCCCUCCUCUCCACAGCCUGUCCAAUCAGAAGCCAAGAUGAAGCUGAAGGCGGCCCUCAGUCAGCAGCUCCCUCAGGUAACCAAUGGUGAUGCAGGUGACAUCCAGAGCAGCUCAGCCAGCCAAACUCCGCCCCCAGACCCGCCUCCACCCGAAGAGCCCCGUCCAAAGUCACUACAGCAACCAGCUACAUCCACUACAGAAACUCCUCUGUCUCCAGCCCCAGCAGCCCAGCACACGACCAGUACAGGCGGGCGGAGACGAAGAACCACCAGCGACGAUCCAGACGAGAAAAGACGUAAGUUUCUGGAAAGAAACCGAGCGGCUGCGUCUCGUUGCAGGCAAAAGAGGAAGGUCUGGGUGCAAAGUCUGGAGAAGAAAGCUGAAGACAUGAGCACCGUGAACGGACAGCUACAGAAUGAAGUGACUCUUCUGCGUAAUGAGGUUGCUCAGCUGAAACAGCUUCUGCUGGCUCAUAAGGACUGUCCUGUGACACUCCUACAGAAGAAAUCAGGAUACCAUCUGCUUGAUAAGGAGGACAGCUGUGGGGAGAUGUCUGUUCCCAGCAGCCCACAGAACGAGGCCAUCCAGCACAGCUCCAUCAGCACAUCCAACGGCGUCGGCUCGUCCACGGCACUCGCGUCAGGACCCAAUCCAGGGCCCGCCGCAGAUCACAGCACAGAGGAAGAGGAGGAGUCACAUGUGGGCGGGGCUUCUGACACCCAGUCUUCAGGAAGCUGAUCAGGCCACUAUAGAAUCGCUCCCAGUGAUUCCUUGCAGCCAUGGUGAAAUGAAGGAGAGAGGAACAUUUUCCAGCUCUUUUCAAUCCAAUGCAUUUAUAUAAAGAGUGAGUACAGUAGAGGAAGAAAGCACUUGGAAGAUCAUGAAGCAGUUGUACUUGUGUUUCAGUGUGUGGUGUAUUUAUAGAGUUAAACACAGAGCUCCGAGUAAAGGAUGGAGAUGAAACACUAUCAGACGCUUAAAGAUGGAUGAACGGGUCACUUUAAUUUAUAUUUUGCACAUGAGGAGAGUGAAAGAUUUUUAAUUUUAUUGAUCAUUGAUCACGUGUUUGCUUUUAUGAGUAGCUUUACAAACAAAAUUAUUACAGCUGACCUGAAACUAACCAUCAGUCUUGAAAUAGUGAUAUGCUGUUGUGUGGAUGAUUCUUGGCUUGAAGUCUUUGGGAACGUCUUUACAUCAAUAUGGGUGUGAUUGUUCCUUGGACAGUGAUUGUCGUUAUUUACCAUCAAAUGCUUAUUUCUUUGUGUGCCAUUAUUUAUUUGUUGCAGGUUUUAUUUUGUAAUCGAAAUGUCAAUGUAUUUAUAAAUUAUGUUUAGUUAUUUCACUUUCAAUUAUAUUUAUGAUAAUAAUAUAGGUGAUAUUUCAUUAUUUUGAUAAGAAGCUUUAUGCUUGAUUUCCUUUUUGCUUGCUUAGAAAGUGCUCGACUUUGUAUUUGUGCUGUCUCGACUCUUACAAACCUUGAGAGAAAGAUGAAGUUCUUACACUUUGUUGUCUUUCUAAUUACAGUGUAAUUAAGGAAGCAUUGUAAAUGCCAUUACUGAUUCAAUUAUUAUAUAUGUGAUCUCUGGUACUAUGUUUGUCUUAGAAUCAUAACAACAAAUGUAAAAUGAAAACAUGAAGAAACUUUGAAAUGAGGCUUUAUCUGUGAAACAGGAACUAGAUCUGCUCCUUAAAAUAAAAACACGGAGACUCAUUUUAAGUUAUGAACUAAAGAUGUGAUUAGUCAGAAUAGGUUACAAAUAUUUCAUUAUCAUUACGUUGGAUCUACUUUUAUAUUUAAAAUGUCCUGGCUUACUACUGUGUAGUUUUACAAGACUUUGCAUUUUUUCACUUGUAGGUAUACUUUAAAUGUCUUUUUUGUUUUUUUAAAGGUAAUUUGUAUUGAGAUAUGUUGUGUGUUAACCUGCAUGAUGCAAUUCCUUGAGAGAUUUAGAGACAUUUUUUGAACAUAUCUAUGUAGGAUUACUGCAGUUGAACAUUUUGUUACUCUUACCCCUCGGUUUCACAGAUAAGGCUUAGUUAAAUUAAGACGUUUAAGUAUUUUUUUUUUAAACAUGCCUUAGUAAAGAUCUUACUGGUGUGUAUCUUAAGACAAAUCAAUGCCCCCGGGAUCUUUUAAGAUCUGUCAGUGCAAGUUAGUUUCAUUUGAGACAUCUCAAACAUGUGUUUUAGUCUUAAACCUCGUCUGUGAAACCGGUUACAUUUUUAAACCAGAAACAUGGCAGCUUUUCAACGAAGGGGUUUUUCUUAACUCUUGAGUCCAGUCGUCCAGGUAAAGGAUGUGAUAUUUAUUGUGCUGUAACUUGUGAAGGCUAUGUAUAAAAUAUAAAAAUGACUACAAUGUUGUAAUAAAUCUUUUAAUAGCUCUUUAAAGUUA